Molecule: messenger RNA, 1572 nt
Organism: Zalophus californianus (California sea lion)
Lineage: Eukaryota; Metazoa; Chordata; Mammalia; Carnivora; Otariidae
Gene: YBX2
Product: Y-box binding protein 2
Exons: 9
Coding region: 85-1164 (359 amino acids)
Biological process (GO): regulation of gene expression
Cellular component (GO): nucleus
Molecular function (GO): nucleic acid binding
Source: RefSeq, a predicted model, not a curated record
CCGGGGGGAGGGGCCGGGGCGGUGGCGGCGGCGGAGGAGGCGGAGGAGGUGGCGGCGGCGGGGGCCGGUACCGGACCCGGCGGGAUGAGCGAGGCGGAGGCGGCAGCGGUGGCGACAGCGGCCCCCGCGGCGACGGUGCCCGCGACGGCAGCAGGGGUGGUAGCGGUGGUGGUACCGGUGCCCGCGGGGGAGCCACAGAAAGCAGGCGGCGGGGCGGGCGGCGGCGGGGUCGGAGCCGCCUCGGGCCCCGCUGCCGGGACCCCCUCGGCGCCGGGUCCCCGCACCCCUGGCAACCCGGCGACGGCAGCGUCGGGGACCCCCGCGCCCCCGGCCCGGAGUCAGGCGGACAAGCCGGUGCUGGCAAUCCAAGUCCUGGGCACUGUCAAAUGGUUCAACGUCCGGAAUGGUUACGGAUUCAUCAACAGGAAUGACACCAAGGAGGAUGUCUUUGUUCACCAGACGGCCAUUAAAAGAAACAACCCCAGGAAGUUCCUGCGCAGCGUCGGAGAUGGAGAGACAGUGGAGUUCGAUGUCGUGGAGGGAGAGAAGGGUGCAGAAGCUGCUAACGUAACUGGCCCGGGGGGCGCGCCGGUGAAGGGCAGCCGCUAUGCCCCCAAUCGACGCAGGUUCCGCAGGUUCAUCCCCCGGCCUCGUCCAGCUGCCCCGCCACCCAUGGUGGCAGAGGCUCCAUCAGGCGGGACUGAACCGGGCAGCGAAGGGGAGCGGGCCGAGGACUCUGGGCAGAGGCCCAGGCGGCGGCGCCCACCUCCCUUCUUCUACCGACGGCGCUUUGUGCGAGGCCCUCGGCCCCCCAACCAGCAGCAGCCUAUAGAGGGCACCGACGGGGUAGAGCCCAAAGAGACAGCCCCAUUGGAGGGGGACCAACAGGGAGAUGAGCGCGUCCCCCCUCCCAGAUUCCGGCCUCGGUACCGGAGGCCUUUCCGCCCCAGGCCGCCCCAGCAGCCUACCACCGAAGGUGGGGAUGGCGAGACCAAGCCCAGCCAAGGCCCCACUGAUGGGUCCCGGCCUGAGCCUCAGCGCCCACGAAACCGUCCCUACUUCCAGCGGCGGCGGCAGCAGCCCCCCGGACCCAGGCAGCCCACAGCCCUGGAGCCCUCGGCCCCCAUCAACAGUGGGGACCCCACCACCACCAUACUGGAGUGACUCCAACACGAAGGACCCCCCCCGAGCUACCAUCUGGUUGUCUGCCAGUUUUUCCAGCCACCCUGUACCCCACCCAGCACCCCCUCCCCCUUCCCCAUGACUCAUGACAUCAAAAUACCGGCUUUCCCCUUUCCCUUGAGACUCAGGAGGGCUGAAGCAACAGCCGUUUGCUUUUUCUCUGUCCCCUACCAAGGGUUGAAGGAAGGGAUCCAUCCUGUUGUUCAGAGGCACCACGUCCCUCCCCUGAAUCAGGCUGAGAAGGACCCAGCCAGCUCUCACCUCCUCCUGGUUGUUUUUCUUUCCCACCCCAGUUUAUUUUUGGUCUCUCCUCUAGCCCCUACCUCUGAAGCCAUUUUAUGAACCGUCAUGUGCCACCUGAGCCUCCAGUAAAAACAAAAACAGGCUUUC